Messenger RNA from Cryptomeria japonica (Japanese cedar), 3421 nucleotides. RefSeq names its product YTH domain-containing protein ECT4. The coding region runs from base 624 to 2723 and encodes 699 amino acids. Gene Ontology annotation, biological process: mRNA destabilization. Gene Ontology annotation, cellular component: cytoplasm. Gene Ontology annotation, molecular function: mRNA binding. The transcript is spliced from 9 exons. Lineage: Eukaryota; Viridiplantae; Streptophyta; Pinopsida; Cupressales; Cupressaceae. The record is from RefSeq and is a predicted model, not a curated record.
CCAUACCAAAUCUUUCAUUCUUCUUUCUCUUCGCUUGUCUUGUUUUCUAAAACGGCGGUUUCGUUUUGGCUGUUUUGCGAUUCUUGGAAGCGGUUUCGUACCGGCUAAGCAAGCUUGCUCGAGAGCUUCAGAGACGGGAAGCGGUUUUCAAGAUUAGCGGAUCUGGUCCUGUUGUACGCCUGUGAAGGUCGUGGGUUCAGCUCUGGGAUUAUCUUCUCGGCUUUUGCUAUUUUUUCAAUUUUAGUAGGGUUUGUGAAAACCAGUUAGGCCUGUUUUGGCGGUUUUCUGGCAUUCUGUACAGUUUGAAAGCCAGUUUUCCGAGAAACCGCUUUUGGUUCUGUUUGGUGGUUUUUCGAGGGUUUCAAAGACCUAUUGUGGCUCCGUUUGCUGGAUUAGUGUACAAAUUCGGAGGCUUGAGCUUCGGGAAGCUGCUCUUGGAUCUUUCUGGUGGUUUUGGAGCUUAUUGUUGUUGCGGAAAAGGUGUCCGCCGGUUUGAUUGAGGGCCUUGGUUUGGAAGGAAUUGCAGGAGAAGGUUUUGUAGUUUUUGGGAGGUUUAUUUGAAUUUUUAAGAGCUGGAGGACAUAAAUCAGGGAUUUUACUGCGGGGAUUUGUGGUGCAAAUCCAUGGCGUCUGAUCGUGCGGCUCCGGAGGAAGCCCAGCCAGAGAAACAGGUUGGAGAAAUGAUGCAGGAUUUAAAAAUCAAUCCUGGGACGGCUUCAAAAGAUGAAGUGAAAUCAGCAAAUGGAAAACAAGCACCUGCAUCGGAUGCGAGUCCAUCUGAGGCAACAUCCUCUGUGACCUCGUUGGGAGAUUCAGCUAGUACCAAAGGCAGUGAAGUUGAACAAGAAGGUAUGGUUGAACAGGGGCUAUACUAUCCACCUUCAAAUAAUUACUAUGGUGUUGUUUAUCCAGGCUAUGAAGUUGUGGGCAAUGAUUGGGAUGAACAUGGUGGGAUUGUUGGAGUGGAUGGCGUGGAGUAUCCUUAUGCGGGAAUUCAUGCUGAAAAUGGAUCUUUGUUGUACUACGUGCCUAGCUAUGGUUACACCCAGCCUGCAUAUAAUCCCUAUAAUCCCUAUAUCCCGGGUGCUGUCUAUGGCGUGGAUGGGCAAUUUCUAGCUCAUCAGCCUUAUUACCCUGGUCAUAUCUAUCAACAACCUUUUACACCUACAGCCUUUUUUCAGCCUCCUGUAGCAUAUGGAUCAGAAGUACCCCCACCAUUUCCUUGGGAUUCAGGUCUGGUAGUUGCAGCAAAUGGAAAUGGCGUGAAUGGAAACUCUGCAGCGGGUGUCCCAAGAACAAAUAACUCUGUUGCAUCGGUGCCUUAUUCAAAGGUGACUACAUCAGCUAGGAAAUCAGUUGCUGGUUUGGAUCCUAAAGGGCCAAUGCAUUCAUCUGAGGUACUGCAACCAUCAUCUGUUCCUGGAGGGCAACCUGCAUCCCAUUCCACAGGUCCUCAGAGUUUGAGACCCCUGGCCAAGAUUACACAGCACGGUUCAACUGUUUCAGCUGGAGUGGUACCAAAAGGUUUUGUCCAAAUAGGCAAAGUCGCAGGUAACCAAGGAAAGCCUAUCUUGUAUCCCAACCAUGUUGCAGAUGUCAAGGCCAAUGGUCAUGAAUGGAUUGGUGGUGGUGACAGACUAAAACUUAGGGGGAAAGUUCCUAGUGGGAACUUGGAUGCACUCAACGAACAGAACCGCGGUCCUCGUAUCAAUAAAACAAGAAAUCCGUGGGUGUCUGCUGUAGACACAAGUGACCAAGAGUCACUUGGAAAUGAUGGUUAUGGUCCAGUAGCUGGUAGGGAUCAAUACAACCUGGCAGAAUUUCCCACGAAAUAUGACAACGCUUCAUUCUUUGUAAUAAAAUCUUACAGCGAAGAUGAUGUCCAUAAGAGCAUAAAAUACAGUGUAUGGGCAAGCACCCCAAAUGGGAACAAGAGACUAGAUGGGGCAUACCAAACUGCUAAAGAGAGGUCUGGAGGAAAGCCUGGAAGCUGUCCAGUGUUCUUGUUUUUUUCGGUUAAUGCAAGUGGCCAGUUCUGUGGUGUGGCUGAGAUGACUGGCCCUGUGGAUUUUAACAAAAGCAUGCCCUUUUGGCAACAAGACAAGUGGAAUGGCUACUUCCCAGUUAAAUGGCAUAUCAUUAAAGAUAUUUCUAAUUCUCAGUUCCGCCAUAUCAUUCUGGAAAACAACGACAAUAAGCCUGUGACCAACAGCAGGGACACACAAGAGAUAAGAUUCUUGCAGGGUAUUGAGAUGCUAAAUAUUUUCAAGAAUUUCUCCUCAAAGACAUCUAUACUAGAUGAUUUUAUGUUUUAUGAAAGUAGGCAAAAGACCAUGCAGGAGAAGAAGAGAAUGCCGUAUCAGCAGGAGCCGCUACAGAUAUUAGGAAGAUAUGAUGCUGUUCAGAAGAAAGGAUCUGGUGAACAGCUGCCUAGAUCCGAGAAAGGAUCUGGGGAACAGCUGAAUAGAUCUGAUGGAGAAGUAAAACCUGGUGUGCACGCCGAACUUAAGGCUGUAAAUGGUAGUCAGGUUCCAGCAUCAACUGCGACAAAGCACACUAGCCCGGAACCAUCUGUUGUCACAAAAGACCGCACUGCUCUGGCCAAUGUAGUGGAUAUGGGAAAAGGUGAACCUGAAGGAACAGGAGAUGGAAGGAAUAAAAAAGAACAUAUGGGAAAAAGUGAACCAGAAGGAACAGGAGAGGGUAGGAAUAAAAAAGAAUAGCAAUGGAAGCUCGAGUGUUUUAAAAUCGGGUUCCAUAAUGCAGCUAGCAUAUAGACAGGUUUUUUUGCCUGUGGUGUACCCCUUGAUGGCACCUACAGAUGUCAAACCAGUUUUUUAGCCUUGAUAAAAUUGAUAUAGAUUAUGGUAACUCUACCAAAGUCACCUCAUCGAUUAUACCAGAGGGAUCAUUCAAUUGUGAGCCAAGUGUAUUAUAGAGGAAAGGACCUGCAAGAGAAUGGUUCCCUGGGAAGUCUUAAACGGUAGCUGAUGCAGUAAAAUACUAGGGACUGGUGGGAAUUUUUUGUGUGGUGUUUAUUAGAUUAUUCCGUUGGUCAUCAUUUGGAUCGGGGUUUUCCCCAGAUUGCCAUAUUUUGGGUUCUGAAAUGCCGAAGCUCUGCAGAUUGGAGACAACUAGUUGAAAAUUCUGCAAAAAGUUGAAAGAUGUUUUAGUACAGUAUUUUCAUGUACUCCAACAAAAGAGCGGUAGGCGUGGGGAGUGUUGUAUUUAUUUUAAGUCGGCCUGCAAAAGGUCUGAUUCAAAUGAAAAGCAUUUUGUGUUGUAAAAUUCUGCUGGCAUAGCUAGGUGAGUCCAAGAAACGUGCCAGCAGCAUUUGAAAAAGCAGCAGCAAUGAGAUUUAUUUAGCGAAAAUUCAAAAUUUACAAAGCGAAUUUAAUACCAUCCAAGUAAUUUCUUAUAA